This is a messenger RNA of Psammomys obesus (fat sand rat), 1116 nucleotides long. RefSeq names its product fragile histidine triad diadenosine triphosphatase (gene Fhit). Gene Ontology annotation, molecular function: bis(5'-adenosyl)-triphosphatase activity; ubiquitin protein ligase binding. The record is from RefSeq and is a predicted model, not a curated record. Gene Ontology annotation, cellular component: plasma membrane; cytoplasm; nucleus. The transcript has 10 exons. NCBI's taxonomy places the organism in Eukaryota, Metazoa, Chordata, Mammalia, Rodentia, Muridae. Gene Ontology annotation, biological process: intrinsic apoptotic signaling pathway by p53 class mediator; purine nucleotide metabolic process; negative regulation of proteasomal ubiquitin-dependent protein catabolic process. Bases 364 to 822 code for a protein of 152 amino acids.
UUCCCUUCAGCUCACAGGUCCACCCCCCUGGGGACACGCUCAGGCGGUGCUCCUGUCCCGCUCUCCCGCCCUCUGCCUUUCAUUCCAGACGCCAAGAUCUUGGAAGCUUUGAAGGCCCAGCAAAGAAGGGAACUCCACUGAGAACAGUCUGUAAAGGGCAAUGCUUGGCUUAAUGGAGGCUGCUAGGACAUGAUUUCAAGGAGUGCAUUUUUUCCUCCCCAGAUAGUUUGUAUUCCUUCACAAGCCUAAGUUAGGUGUCCUGGGACAACCUGCUCUGUCAUCCCUUCUGCAAAACACUCUCCUCCAUCUUGCACUGAGGACCCGAAGGAGGCAGCACAGUCUGCAAGAUUUCACUGUGAGACCAUGUCAUUUAGAUUUGGCCAACAUCUUAUCAAGCCCUCUGUGGUAUUUCUCAAAACUGAACUGUCCUUCGCCUUGGUGAAUAGGAAGCCCGUUGUACCUGGCCACGUCCUCGUGUGCCCGCUGAGGCCAGUGGAGCGCUUCCGUGACCUCCGUCCUGAGGAAGUGGCUGAUUUAUUCCAGGUGACCCAGAGAGUUGGGACAGUGGUGGAGAAGCAUUUCCAGGGGACCUCCAUCACCUUCUCCAUUCAGGAUGGUCCUGAAGCUGGACAGACUGUGAAGCAUGUACAUGUCCACAUUCUUCCCAGGAAGGCAGGGGACUUCCGCAGGAAUGACAGUAUCUACGAUGAGCUCCAGAAACAUGACAAAGAGAAAGAGGACGCCCCAGCCUUUUGGAGAUCGGAGGAGGAGAUGGCUGCAGAGGCGGAAGCUCUGCGUGUCUACUUUCAGGCAGGAAAGUAACUCAAACAAAUCCCAAGGCAUAAGGAAAUGGGCCUCGUUCUUCUGGACUCCGCAGCACUGGAAAUGAAGUUAGCAGCCUUUAUUAUGUCCCCCGAUUCUGCAGCCUUUUGCAAAGCAUUUUAUCGCCCUUGUGGAAGCCAGUGGGGUUAUGCUUCCAUCACAAUGACUGACAGGCUAACUUCACCAACAGUAACAGCGACAGCCUGCCACGGUUUCUCAGUUAUGCCCGUAGAAUAGGACCUUCUCCAAACUGUCCCUUAGCCUAGAUGAAAAUAAAGUGGUAGCUAAAAUAUU